This is a messenger RNA of Symbiodinium sp. CCMP2456, 360 nucleotides long. Lineage: Eukaryota; Dinophyceae; Suessiales; Symbiodiniaceae. The record is from the annotation of a GenBank genome assembly.
GUGAAGAACACCUUCUUGGAUGACGUGCUUCCCGACCACUCGUCAUCGAAUGAAUCCACCCUGACUGGCGAGGCCAUGACGUGCCCCCCGGAGUUCACACGGCGACGCAGCGACGCAUUCUCAAGCAGUUCUGGUAGCCAUGGCGCAGGACAGGAAAGCCUUCCUCCUGAUGUCGAGAUCCCGAGCACAAUGCUGACUAUGUCCACGCCGCCGAUGACCCUGCUGGCUGAUGGGUGGCAGCAGGACUUGGCACGGGACCGCAUGGGCCAGACCCCCGUGGUCGAGCCACUUUGCACGCAGGGCAUCGACGACUUCCGCCGCGCGACACUGGAGACGCAGCAACUGCUGGCAGCCCUCCAG